This is a messenger RNA of Choloepus didactylus (southern two-toed sloth), 1625 nucleotides long. RefSeq names its product deoxyuridine 5'-triphosphate nucleotidohydrolase, mitochondrial-like. The transcript has a single exon. NCBI's taxonomy places the organism in Eukaryota, Metazoa, Chordata, Mammalia, Pilosa, Megalonychidae. Gene Ontology annotation, biological process: dUTP catabolic process; dUMP biosynthetic process. Gene Ontology annotation, molecular function: dUTP diphosphatase activity; magnesium ion binding. The record is from RefSeq and is a predicted model, not a curated record. The coding region runs from base 742 to 1167 and encodes 141 amino acids.
AGACUGGCUUUCAAAACAGUGAAAACAGUUGAGCAACCAGUAUGAAUAAGCUCAGAGUUUAAAUAUGGUUAUAAUAUUUUGCAUUUUUCCCUUAAUAAUCCCUUACCCAUCUUAUUAAUAGGAGACCUGUAGCUCUUUCUUGAGGAUUCCCUCUUGAAUUGUCCAAGAACUCCAGUUUUAGGAAUUCUUUUGCUUUUUUUUUUUUUUUUUAAGAGGGAACGAGUAGGAAAAAAAUUGUGUUUUAUUUUCCUGUGUGUACCAAACUAAUGUGUUUCAAAAUACUUAGCUAGAUCACCAAUCCUAGUCACUGCUUUAGUUCAAAUGUUCACCAAGAAAAUAGUCAAGCAACAAAAAUUCAUUGUGAGAUGCCUUCUAGAGCAAAUAGCUACAUUGCUAUAUAAUUUAUUAAUUUAGUAGUUCAGUCUGUUGAUACUUAGGUUCAUUUAAAAAUGACUAUUCCCAUUGGUUUAUAGUGACAUUAAUAUAAAUGCAUAAUUUUGAAGUCAACAUUCUUUUCACUGUGAACACAAAACUUCCUAAAAGAUAGUUGUGGGCUGGAGCACAGUUAUGAAUGGCUGCUGGGAUAGCAUUGUUCAAAGCCAAAUGGGAUCCUGCUUCUUUGGUUCGGUUCUCCGCUCUCUCUUCGGUUCUGGUUUCCCCUCUUUGCACUGCCAUGCCUUGCUCUGAAGAAAUCCCCGCCAUCUCCCCCAGCAAGCGCGCCAGGUCUACGGAGGAGGGGGCAUGCGUAUCUGCUUUGCCCGGCUCUUGGAGCACGCCACGGCCCCGACCAAGGGGUCGGCGCGGGCGGCAGGCUAUGACCUGUACAGUGCCUAUGAUUAUACAGUACCACCCAUGGGGAAAGCCCUUGUGAAAACAGACAUUCAGAUAGCCCUUCCUUCUGGAUGUUAUAGAAGAGUAGCUCCACGUUCUGGCUUGGCUGCAAAACACUUCAUAGAUGUAGGAGCUGGUGUCAUAGAUGAAGACUAUAGAGGAAAUGUUGGUGUUGUGUUAUUGAAUUUUGGCACAGAAAAGUAUGAAGUGAAAAAGGGUGAUCGAAUUGCACAGCUGAUUUGUGAACGCAUUUUUUAUCCAGAAAUAGAGGAAGUUCAAGUUUUGGAUGUCACUGAAAGGGGUUCAGGAGGUUUUGGUUCCACUGGAAAAAAUUAAAAUUUAUGCCAAGAAUGGAAAACAUACUUUUAUCCCUUAAAAUCACUUUUACUUAAAAUGUUUUGGUGUUCCUGCUCCUGUAAACUUAAUAGCCUUAUUAACCUCUAAAAAAAAUCUAGUUUUCUUAAGAUCAAGGAAACCUCUGGUGGGAUCGCGUAGAAACUUCUUGUGUUUUUCUACUCAGCGAUUGUUGUAUGUAAAUCUGCUUUAGUACCCUAAAACAAGCAAUUUCUUUUUCAGUUCAUUUUAUGUAUAAAUGUAUAUCUUUUGGAAAGUGUGUAUUAUUUAAUUCACUAAAUGCUACCCCUUCAGCAACUUAUUUUGCUUUAAUUGCUUUAUGAACCAUAAAGAAUGUCUUAUUCAGUUAACUCGAAUUCUUUCAAAAAGGUAAAGUAUUGCAUAAACUGAACUAAAAGAUAAUAAAAAGGAGAGGUUAAAGUUAAAAAAAAAAAAAAAAA